This is a messenger RNA of Sebastes umbrosus (honeycomb rockfish), 2252 nucleotides long. RefSeq names its product solute carrier family 52, riboflavin transporter, member 3-B (gene slc52a3-2b). The record is from RefSeq and is a predicted model, not a curated record. Gene Ontology annotation, molecular function: riboflavin transmembrane transporter activity. Gene Ontology annotation, cellular component: plasma membrane. NCBI's taxonomy places the organism in Eukaryota, Metazoa, Chordata, Actinopteri, Perciformes, Sebastidae. The transcript has 4 exons. Bases 334 to 1707 code for a protein of 457 amino acids. Gene Ontology annotation, biological process: riboflavin transport.
CCAUCCUCUAUCCAUUCUGUCCUCAUUCCCUUGCUUCGCCCACCCCUGCUGCUGCUGAGGACUUCAGUUACCAAACUGGACCCCUGGCUCAGCCCUCUGCAGUCACAUGACACGGAUUCAGAGAUCCAGAGUAUAGUGGAGUGCACUCAAUGUGCAUGCAUGCUCUACACACACACAUCAGAGGGCCACUGAGCUGUUACACCUCUGAACAGACUAACCCUCGGUUCACUUUCCACUGCACUUGUCUUCUGUAACCUCUCACCAGAACUGAACAGAACACAGGCAGAUUGCGUACAUCUACAUUUCCUGAUUGACCUCAUUCCCGCCUCCGUCAUGUCGCUGCUGACUCACGUGCUGGCGUGCCUGUUCGGUAUGGGCUCCUGGGUGGCCAUCAACGGGAUGUGGGUGGAGCUGCCCCUGAUCGUACCGAAGAUCCCAGAGGGCUGGUAUCUGCCUUCAUACCUCACUGUCCUCAUCCAGAUGGCCAACAUAGGUCCUCUCUUCAUCACCUUGAUGCACCGCUUCCGCCCGGGGGUGCUAGAUGAGCGGCCGGUCAUCUACUGCAUCGUGGGGUUGGGCAUCAUUGCUACAUUCCUGCUGGCUUUCUUCUGGAAGCACACGGUGGCUAUAAGGGACUCGUUGCACAGCGUGCCCCUGUUGGUGUUGAGCUUCCUGCUCUCCGUGGUGGACUGCACCUCCUCUGUUACCUUUCUGCCUUUCAUGAUGCGGCUGCGUCCACAGUACCUCACCACGUACUUCGCAGGCGAAGGCCUCAGCGGUCUGGUGCCGGCACUGAUGGCUCUGAUUCAAGGUGUCGGUGUAGUCCACUGUCAGAAUGCAACUUUGGCUGGUGCAGCCAACAAUACAGCUGAGAACGCCACUACGGUUGUCAGUGGAGAGCUAGAAGCCAUCUACCAGCCGGCUAAAUUCUCUGCCCAGGUCUUCUUCGUGUUCCUCAGUGCCAUGAUGGUGGUGUGCCUGGUAGCCUUCAUCCUACUCAACCAUCACCCAGCAGUGGCUCGAGAGAGAAAGAACGACCUGUACUUCAGCGGUGAUCUGGCCCCCGGGAAGAGAGAGCAAGGUCUGUCUCUGCACGUCCAGACACCAGAGCAGAAGCCUAUGAUCAGCCCCCUGGAGGCCGUCAGGGAACCCAGGAGCUCUUUUGGGACGGGGUCGUAUAGCAAUCUGGAAGUGGUGUUUAUCUUUCUUGUUCUGGCUUGGGUCAACGCUCUGACCAACGCAGUGUUGCCCUCCGUCCAGUCCUACUCCUGUCUGCCCUACGGGAACAAGGCCUACCAUCUAGCUGCCACCAUGGCAGCUGUUGCUAACCCAGUGGCCUGCUUCAUCGCCAUGUUUGUGCCGAUUAGGUCUCUCAUCCUCAUGGGUUUCCUGGUCAUGACUGGGACUGGAUUUGGAGCCUACAUCAUGGCCAUGGCUGCUCUCAGUCCCUGCCCUCUGCUGGUCCACAGUGCCUAUGGAACUGCUGUUAUAGUGCUGGCCUGGGUCCUGUUUGUCCUGACCCUGUCCUACGUGAAGGUCAUCAUCGGGGUGAUCCUGAGGGAUGAGGGCCACAGUGCUCUCGUGUGGUGCGGAGCAGUAGUGCAGUUGGGCUCCAUGGUUGGUGCUGUCUCCAUGUUCCCGUUGGUCAGUGUGUAUGGAUUUUUCAGGUCAGGUGAUGCUUGCAACACCAAGUGUCCGAUGUGGUGAAUAAAUAUGUUUAAGUUAAACACUGUUGUACAAAACUGAAAAAAUGAUUAACGCUUAUUUUAGAUGCACUGAACUCAAUGCAGUCGUGAGCUUUACAUAUUUGUUUCAACAGAUCUCAGAGCUGUUUACCUAAGACAGUAUCACUCCCUGUGUUGUUUAACAGAUUUGCUCUUAUCAGAGACAGGAGGUAGAUUUAUGUUUUAUACAGAUAUCGGUAUUUAUUGACUUAUGGAGUGAUCGCAGCAUAGAGGCUGAAUUUGUCAGAUCACUUAAGACCAUUUUGUUGCUGAGCAUAUUACAAUUCCUUCUCAAUUCAGAGGUCAGAGCCAGUUUACUUGAACUGUUAAUAUAAUGUGAAAGUCUACUUGAUUUAUGUUGCAUUUAUAUGAACUUAUGGUACUGUUGGCUUUAAAAUGUGCCUUAAUUUGAGACUCUGAGAGAUGCGUGCUUGUCUUUGUUGGUUGUACAUUCUAACUCGCUUUGUAUAUGUUACUUGUGUGGAGAAACUGUUUAACACUACUGAAUAAAACACACGUUUUAUUGUU